AUGGAAAACAAUCAAUUUGAAGAUAUGAUUGAGUUUGCAAAGAAAAUUUGCCAGACUACUAUCAUCGGUAACAAUUUAUCAUUCCUUUACGAGAAUAUUACACCAGAAUUCCGCGAAAAACUUACAAUUGCAGAAAUCGGUCGUCGCUUAGCUACAAUGGAAGGUGAACAUGGCACAUUUACAAAAGUGGGAGAUGCCACAACUCCAAAUCCAAGUACAAAAGAUGAAGGAUUUUACAUAUUUGAUGUUUCAGUAUUUAUCAACAAAAACGAAUGGUUUGCAACAUUUUCAAUGAAUAUGGAUCAUAAAAUUAACGGAUUAGAGUUUAGUCGCCAUCCAUUUUACAUUGCUGCUUCUUAUUUCAAUCCUCACAAGGUUUUGAUUCAAGAUCUAUCAGAAACACCACUUAUUAGAUACGUUAAACCAGCUUUAAGAAAUUCUUCCACAUUACCAAUGGCAAUUCUCGUUCAUACAGCAGUUUCUUUAGAUGUCGACGGUCAUUUAGGCAUUAGAUAUCCAUUCCGUGAUUUUGAGUACAUUGCACAGAAGAAGGUUGGUUUUAUUAAGCCAGAUUAUCGCAAUUUUAGCAGUAAUGAUCCAAUUGUCGAUAUGGCCAAAUUGUGCAUCAAUUUGACAUCAGAAUUACCAGAAACAUCAUCGAUAUUCUUGAUUUUACACGGUUUCGCUUCUAUUUUCCUUCCACAAAUAUUAAGUUCUUCUCCACAUCCAAUUGCCGGCGCUGUUUUAGUUAAUCCUGCUUGGGAAGCUAUUCCUGGCUCAGGACUCCAGAAUAUGACUCCUGAAAAAGUUCCUCAAAACUUACCAAUGUUAAUUAUUGGCUGUGGAAGAGACCAAGUUAUGAUUCCUGACCAUUGGAAGAUGUGGAAAGAUACAGCUAAGAAUGGUGACUCAAAAUGGGUCGAACUCGCUGAUCAUUUCUUGAUGGACGCAGAUAUAAUUCCAACAGCAGAGAAUGACUUGUAUAUGAAGGUAGAAAAGCAUGUUAAUGAAGAUGCCCUUGACCUUAUUAAUAGAUGGAUUUUAGAACACUCUCCAUCUCAAGAAAAUUGA
Molecule: messenger RNA, 1071 nt
Organism: Trichomonas vaginalis G3
Lineage: Eukaryota; Parabasalia; Trichomonadida; Trichomonadidae
Product: alpha/beta-hydrolases family
Exons: 1
Coding region: 1-1071 (356 amino acids)
Source: RefSeq, a predicted model, not a curated record